Molecule: messenger RNA, 335 nt
Organism: Euleptes europaea (tarantolino)
Lineage: Eukaryota; Metazoa; Chordata; Lepidosauria; Squamata; Sphaerodactylidae
Product: ovomucoid-like
Exons: 4
Coding region: 69-302 (77 amino acids)
Molecular function (GO): protein binding; serine-type endopeptidase inhibitor activity
Source: RefSeq, a predicted model, not a curated record
UCAGACCUCUCUUCUGCCAGUAGAAUCUGAGGAACAUCUACUUAGCAGACUCAUAUCCACUAGCAGUCAUGAAAACAGCAGGCUUUCUGCUCCUCAGUCUGACACUGUUCUUCUUUUAUUCAGGUAUUGCUAUCGAAGCACGUUUGAUUGAUUGUAUGGGCUAUCCCAGAAAUGCUUGCACACAUGACUACCGUCCCCAUUGUGGUACUGAUGGAAUAACUUACAGCAACAAAUGUGCAUUCUGCAAUGCCUAUGUCCGGCAUCGUGGAAGGCUUAGCCUGAGGCACAAGGGAGUUUGCUAAAGCAUUGCAGAUGCAGAAGACUAAAAAGAACCU